Messenger RNA from Moneuplotes crassus, 762 nucleotides. NCBI's taxonomy places the organism in Eukaryota, Ciliophora, Spirotrichea, Euplotida, Euplotidae. The record is from the annotation of a GenBank genome assembly.
AUUUAUUCAGAGCACUCAUGGAGUCAAAAGCACCCAAGCACAAGUACCUCAAGAAGACGAAGGAGAAGUUCCAAGUGAACCUCUUCCCUCUAGACCCUGAGAUGGAGGGCGCAGCCCUCCCUCAGCCAUCAGAUGGAGUGGAUGAGGAGGACAAGUGUAGCUACAUAAGUUGUUCCCAUCGGCCAACCUUCCAUCAUCUUUCAGUCUUGAAAACAGAGUACAAGAUCAAUCUGGUACUCACUUGUCAGGGUGAGACUGAAAGUCCUAAGGAUAUUAAAUAGAAUGUGUAAAACUCUAGGUCUUGCUCACUGAUGGCUGAAUUUGCCUGGUGCGAACCAGCCUUUGCUCAGCAAAAAAACUACAAGAGCAGCUAUCACCAAAACUCUAUUGGGACUAUACAAACAACUGAAAGGCUGCUCAGAUUCCCAAGGCGGUUGCAUGAGGAUAUUCGUGCAUUGAGCGGCAGGAAUUCAUCGAACUGGAGUCAUCUGCUACAUCAUCCAGAGAAUGAUGGGCUAUAGUGAGACUGAAGCCUUCGAGAACCUCCAGCACAUCAGGGAACAUACCUAUAAAGGUGUCAAGGAGUGGCGGAUCCAGCUUGCCGAAGAAGUCUGGACGGCAAUGAAGAAGAAGAUUGAUAUGGCUGAAUUUGAGGAGCCCAGUGAGCCAGAAGAGCAGAAGAGACCCAGUUCUGGAGGUGAAAAGGGCUCCAAAGAGGCUUUAGAGGUGGUGCCUGGAGAAGAUAGGGAUAGAUUUGGGUAA